UAACACUUAUGAUAAUCUACACGAUUUUAUACAGUUAACUCGGUCUCGGCUACCACAUUUUAUGUACCUAUAGCUAACGCAAUAACAAAGUUGUAAAAACACGAUCCAUAAUGUAUCAUACAUAUUUUAUAAUUUAUUAUUGUUUAUUACUUUUGAUCACAACAACGGCUACUUUCGACAAAAAAUAUCAGUUUAAACAGUUUAAAGAUUCGUCUAGUGAAAACAUCUUUAACACUAACAAACAUGGACCCGAACGACCGUGUGGUGGGCAUAUUAUCGAGUCAAAUAGUUAUCAAAUUAAAAAUUAUCCAGAAAUACCAUUGGACAUCAUAAUGGAAUUAAACCAGGUUAAAAGUGUUUCAGAACUAUUUAAGUUUAUGCCACAUAUCGAUAUUCAAGAAAUGUUUAAGUAUGAAACUAAUGAUGGUCAAAAUUCGACGAUUAUUCCAAAAGCAGCCACUUGUACCACAGAAAAUCAAACAGUUAGCCUGAGAGAUGAUAAUAACCCAAGUUUAUACUAUUCUCCGCCCUGUACACGAGUGAAGCGAUGUGGUGGUUGUUGUGGUAGCAGUUUGGUUUCCUGUCAACCAACCGAAGUAGAGAUGCUUAAUUUUGAAGUUACCAUUCUACAGUAUAAUGAAACAUUCACUUUCAAAGAAAAAAAAAUUAUUACUAUAGAGCAACAUGUGAAAUGUAAAUGUGAUUGUAUCGUUAAAGAGAAAGACUGUAAGCCCUCGCAAAUGUAUAAUGCCAGAGAAUGUCAAUGUGUUUGUAAUAAUUCAGGAGAAGAGUGCGAAGAACAAGGUAAAAAGGUAUGGGAUUCAGACACUUGUUCAUGUCGAUGUAUUGAAGAGCAAGAAUGUACAACAGGAUACAAAUAUGAUUACAAUACAUGCAGCUGUGAAUUAGCAUAGACGAAGACUUCUUACAAUCCAUUCAAAUAUCACUUAACCAUGAACUUAAUAAAGAUUACUAACUUAACUCAUAAAA
This is a messenger RNA of Rhopalosiphum maidis (corn leaf aphid), 990 nucleotides long. Its product is annotated as vascular endothelial growth factor A-like. NCBI's taxonomy places the organism in Eukaryota, Metazoa, Arthropoda, Insecta, Hemiptera, Aphididae. Gene Ontology annotation, molecular function: growth factor receptor binding; growth factor activity. Gene Ontology annotation, cellular component: membrane. The record is from RefSeq and is a predicted model, not a curated record. The coding region runs from base 111 to 914 and encodes 267 amino acids. The transcript is spliced from 6 exons. Gene Ontology annotation, biological process: positive regulation of cell population proliferation; positive regulation of protein autophosphorylation.